GUUGUGCCGUCGGCAGUGGCUUCGCCGACAAAGAAUAAAUAGCUGAAUGAUCCAUCAGAGACUCGUUCCAUGUGCAGCAUGUUGAAAGACCGCACACUUUUUGCAAAACACCGCCCCGAAUUGGGUGAUUUGCCCCAAGACGUGACCGCCCCUCCGAUGCAUUCUCCGCUAAGCAAGACUGAGGCAAUCUAGACUCGAUCACAGGAAGAAUAUCUCGAAUAUGUCGGUGGUGUUCAACUUCAACUCUCUGAGGCAACCUCAGACACCCACGGAGACAUCUCCAUGCAGCACAAUGAGGAGCACGAAGUACAUCCACGUGCUCGACCCAUCGUACUCGACCGGCACAGCGUCCACGCUAGAUUCCGGCUCGAUAUACAGCUCCUACGGAAGAUCUCUCAUCCGUAGACCUUACUCCAGAAUGAAUUCGCUGAAAUCGAGACCUCAUCAGAGACCGGAUCCGGUGGAAUCGCUCGGCACAUUCGGGAAAUGGCAUUUCGUGAUCCUGAUCUACACGCUCAUCUUAGGUUUAGUGAUAGCUUUCCACGACACGGUCGGACUCGACUUUCUCGCCCCCCGCAACAUCGCCUAUCAAUGCGACUACUUCGGCGACGGUUCCGCCGUUCCAAGUGUUCAGGGUCGAUCCGAAGUUCUAGACUCGAUACGACUACGCGAUGCAGAGCGGCAUAUCAUAGAGAGGUGCUUCAUCCGGGAUUUCGAUAUACGGAACGGGUCGGAUCUGAAGAAAGACGAUCUCAGAGUCAACGGAAGCGAGAUCGUCGUUGUGGAUCCAAACUCGUCGAAGCCCUGCACAAGAUGGGUCUUUCCGCAAGACGUGCACAAACGGACCAUGAUUGAAGAGUGGGAGUUGGUCUGCGACGCUUCAUGGCUCUCACUUUUCCCGCGUGGUGCUCACCUGGCCGGUCUUUUCUGCGGGGCUUUGUUCUGGUCAAUGUUGGCCGAUCGUUGGGGCCGGGUCCCUUCGAUUGUGCUGGCCAAUAUACAACACGUUGCAUUUUCGGUAACAGCUGCGUUUAUGCCGUCGUGGGAAUACUUCGCACUGGCAAAGGCGGGUUCCUCUUUCGGUCUGGGAGGCAUGCUCGUGGCGUUCGUUCUCCAAAUGGAGACAUUGGUUCCUCAUAUGAGAUGCUGGGUGGCUGCAGGUCUUUUCUUGAGCUGGUCCCUCGGUAUCGUUGCGCUGCCUGCUGCAGCUCUAUGGAUCUCGCCGAACUGGCGAUACCUGCAACUCGCCAUCACGGUAGUCUCCGUCGUGCUCCUGCCGCUCUUACUAUUCUUCCGAGAGAGCCCAAGAUGGCUUCUCACGAGUGGGCGACAUGAAAGAGCUGAGAAAUGUAUCUCGGGCAUAGCGAGAAUCAAUGGGAAAAUAUUCUCCGAAAUGGAUGCAAUCCACGUUCGCCAGAGCUACCUCGACCAGGAGAGUUACCUGAAAACUCGCGACUACAGCAUGUUUGAGCCCAACGUGCGCACCAACAGUGUGUGCACCUUCAUCAUCAUGGUCAUUCUUGGCUACUUGUUAUAUUUCGGCAAUUCACCGACGCAAACGAUUGCGGAUCCUUAUGGCUUCAUGGCGCACCCUCGCGAUAACCUCUUCUGGGGUUAUGUGAUCUGGUCGGUGACUGAGAUCACGGCUGCAGUUUUCGCGAUGUACGCCUUGCGGUUUUGGAGUCGUAAAUGGACCUCGGUGUUUUGUUAUUUACUUUUGGCGGGAGUCUACGCCGCCACAGUCCUAGUACCCAGAUAUCUCGGCAAGAACAUAUGGUACGAUGCCGGCAUGGCAAUGGGGGGCCGUUUUCUGGCGUCCACGUGUCUGGCGAUAGUAUCUGUUUAUUGUGAUGAAGUAUUUCCGACCACCGUGCGUGCUCUCGGCUCCGCCAGCAAGCACGUGUUCUUCCGCUUCGCUCUGCUUGCAGAACCGUUAUUCAGAGACAUGGUACCUACGCAGGAGCUCCCCGAAGCCGGAGCUAUAAUCAACGGCAGCCUUUGCCUCGUCUCGAUUCUUCUCCUCAUCAUACUGCCAGAAACUUACAAUAAACCUCUGCCGGACACGGCGCAUGAUGUUUCGAUGCUGAGGUAAGCUCGAGCCGAGAAAGGAACCGUCACCACCUCCUUCACAUUCGACAACUUCGUGCAUACGAAGUUCUGA
Messenger RNA from Galendromus occidentalis (western predatory mite), 2161 nucleotides. Its product is annotated as organic cation transporter-like protein. Gene Ontology annotation, molecular function: transmembrane transporter activity. The transcript is spliced from 12 exons. Gene Ontology annotation, biological process: transmembrane transport. The record is from RefSeq and is a predicted model, not a curated record. NCBI's taxonomy places the organism in Eukaryota, Metazoa, Arthropoda, Arachnida, Mesostigmata, Phytoseiidae. Gene Ontology annotation, cellular component: membrane.